Bombus pyrosoma is the source of this 536-nucleotide messenger RNA. RefSeq names its product 39S ribosomal protein L34, mitochondrial (gene mRpL34). The coding region runs from base 228 to 470 and encodes 80 amino acids. Gene Ontology annotation, biological process: translation. Gene Ontology annotation, molecular function: structural constituent of ribosome. The record is from RefSeq and is a predicted model, not a curated record. Gene Ontology annotation, cellular component: ribosome; mitochondrial large ribosomal subunit. Lineage: Eukaryota; Metazoa; Arthropoda; Insecta; Hymenoptera; Apidae. The transcript has 3 exons.
UCUUCUUUGUUUGUUUGUACCAUCGUGUAAUUCCGCAGCCACUUCUCGUCUCUGUAUUCGCAUAUCUAAGCAAAAGUCACCUAGUGGUAGAAUUCGUUACUGCUGAAAAUUAUACCAUAAAGCAGACACGAAGACAACGCUUUCUGGCAGGACUUGGGUGUACGAAUAGUACCUAAUUUGUGCUUAUAAUAAGUUAAAGUAUAAAAUUAUUUUAAAAAUUUUACAAUAUGAUAGGCACUUUAUUCUCCAGUGCAUGUCAAACAUUUCCGCGGCUUGCAUCGUUGAGUCCAAUAAUAACCACUCCAUGGAGUCUUAUAUUGAGUAGAACUAGAAUGAGAUAUCAUUUUCCACGUCCUAAUGAACGUCGUCGUAUUAAACGACAUGGAUGGGAUACAAGGAUGUCAACUUUAAGUGGACGGAAAAUUCUUAUGAGAAGGAUAUUGAAAGGCAAAUAUGUACUUAGUCAUUAAAUAUUGUACUUUGAGUCAUUAUUAAAUAAUUAUAUUGUUUUCUUAAAUAAAUAUAUUAAAAUACUA